Molecule: messenger RNA, 312 nt
Organism: Fusarium musae
Lineage: Eukaryota; Fungi; Ascomycota; Sordariomycetes; Hypocreales; Nectriaceae
Exons: 2
Coding region: 1-312 (103 amino acids)
Source: RefSeq, a predicted model, not a curated record
AUGAUUGCCCUCAAGUCCAUCCUUUUUCUCAUCGCCUUUGGCACAGAGGCCCUCGGUGCGACAACCGAAGUCAUCUGCCAAAGCCAAUAUGGCACGAAGAGUAUCGCUUCGAAUAAAGUCCCAAAGGCUACUUUGACUGUGAUGAACCAGAUCACGGUUAUUAAGAAGGUCAUUCGAAAAGUCAACGUUGUGGUGGUGCCCAGGGCAAAGACUACCACUGAGACGGAGACGGAGAUUCAGGUGACUACGACAUAUGCUGAUACGGAUGUCGAGACUGCUACUGAGACCGAGACUGUGGGGCUGAUUGUUUAG